AUGUCCACUCCCGUCCCCAAAGCCACCACCCCCUUCUGGCGCACCCAGCCCCAUCCCCUCGACCGCCACCGCAGCACCCCAGACCUUUCUACUGAAUGCGACAUUCUCAUCAUUGGCGCCGGCUUCGCAGGAGCAGCCCUAGCACAUUUUCUCUACAAGGACAAUCCCUCGCCACCAUCGGUAGUCAUCCUCGAGGCACGCGAAGCAUGUUCCGGAGCUACUGGUCGCAAUGGAGGACACCUCAAACCAGACGUCUACCUUAACCUUCCAAAACACAUCAAAAAGUACGGCGUCGAAGCCGCAGUGGAAGUGGCCAAAUUCGAAGCCUCCCAAGUCCACGCCGUGAAGGAGCUAGUCGAGACCGAGAACAUUGACUGCGACUUCGUUUUAACCCGCGCAUGCGAUGCAACACUGGACGAGAAACUAGCGCGAGAGAUUGAGGAUGCGUACACGGAACUAGUUAAAUCAGGCGUUGCUGAUCUCAAAGAUGUGCAUUUUACACCGCGCAAGAAUGCCGAGCGGGUAUCCGGCGUCAAAGGCGCCCUGAACUGCUUCACCUUCACAGCAGGCCACAUCUGGCCCUACAAGAUGGUAAUGCAUCUCCUUCAAGGCGUCGUGAACCGCGGCGCGAACCUCCAAACCAUGACCCCCGUUACAUCUAUCGAUGAGAGCCCUCUACCCGAUGGUCGCUGGGCAGUCCACACCGAAAGGGGGGACAUAAAGGCGAAGAAAAUCCUUCUCGCGACAAACGCAUACACAUCCCACCUGGCACCACAAUUCAAGAACCACAUCGUCCCGGUGCGCGGCAUCUGCAGCCGUAUCGUCGUACCAGAGGGCAAGGUGGCGCCAUUCCUACCCCAAACCUAUAGUAUCCGGUAUGGGCCGUCGAUGUACGAUUAUCUGAUCCCGAGACCAGACGGGAGUAUUGUUGUGGGUGGGGCCAAGGCGAGGUUCUGGACAGAUAAGAAGCACUGGUACGAUGUUGUGGAUGAUGGAAAGUUGAUUGAGCCUGCCGAGACAUACUUCGAUGGGUUGAUGCAGAGACAUUUUGUUGGGUGGGAGGGGAGCGAGGCUUAUACAGAUCGGGUGUGGACGGGGAUUAUGGGGUAUAGUUCCGACUUCAUGCCGUAUGUGGGUGAGGUGCCUGGGAAGCCGAAUCAAACUGUUCUGGCGGGUUUCUCGGGACAUGGCAUGCCGCUGAUUCUGCUUUGUGCAAAAGCGGUUGCGAGGAUGGUGAGGGAGGGUGCUGCUUUCGAGGAUACGGAUGUACCGUCGGUGUUCCGGGUGACGAAGGAGAGGUUGGAGAGUACGAAGAAUGAGAUUCUGGAGGGGUUGGAAAAGGAGCAUCCCUCGAGUAAGCUGUGA
Molecule: messenger RNA, 1365 nt
Organism: Aspergillus welwitschiae
Lineage: Eukaryota; Fungi; Ascomycota; Eurotiomycetes; Eurotiales; Aspergillaceae
Product: NAD(P)/FAD-dependent oxidoreductase
Exons: 4
Coding region: 1-1365 (454 amino acids)
Cellular component (GO): cytoplasm
Molecular function (GO): oxidoreductase activity
Source: RefSeq, a predicted model, not a curated record